This is a messenger RNA of Dermacentor silvarum, 750 nucleotides long. RefSeq lists its product as uncharacterized. The transcript is spliced from 4 exons. Lineage: Eukaryota; Metazoa; Arthropoda; Arachnida; Ixodida; Ixodidae. The record is from RefSeq and is a predicted model, not a curated record. The coding region runs from base 1 to 630 and encodes 209 amino acids.
AUGACAUCAUGCUGCGUCCGUACAAGUGGGUCUACCGCGGUACCGACCGCAGCUUGUCGUCUCGGAAGCUGCAUAUACACGGCAGGAGGCCGCAGUCUCCUAACGACGACAGCCUUCGCUACCCACCGCCUGCGGAAAGUGCGCGGAAAGCCGACAGGAUUGGCUUGCUUACAUAGCACGUUUACCUUCAAACGCUGCUACCAGUCGCGCGCCAGCCAACCCGGUGGCUCGCGCGUGGGGCGACCAACCACCGCCGACCCUUCGACCGGUUGCUCCACAGACGACUUCGACGACGACGACGACGACUGCGCCCUGGACAGCUUCAUCAGCGAUUCGUUUGACGAGAGCGUGUGGGCAGCCGCGGCUGACAACCACCACCAUCACCACCAUCCUGGUGCAAGCCUCGCCAAAAACGCUUGCACAUCUGAAGUCAGCAAGGCGACCAGUACCACAGACUCGACUCGCGCAAAGCCCGAAAGUGAGCGACGCGCCCAGUUGCGCCACGGAGCAUCUGCGUACCGCGGCGAGGACUCCCUGGCCACCCUGACCAACCUCGAGCUGAUCGCCAGGCAGUGGAGGACGUCUGCGAUGCUCCGAGUAUGGCGCUUCCUCAACAUAUCCUGCACGUGACUCGAUGUGGCUGGGAACGGCUUAUGACUCUUCUCCUCUUCUGGCACGCGCAUGGAGAGGAUUUGGAGAAGUUCUGAAAGAGCUUCAUCCAGAAAGCAGAUUCGCCCGGACCAGCCUAUG